Molecule: messenger RNA, 2940 nt
Organism: Moesziomyces antarcticus
Lineage: Eukaryota; Fungi; Basidiomycota; Ustilaginomycetes; Ustilaginales; Ustilaginaceae
Exons: 11
Coding region: 1-2940 (979 amino acids)
Source: RefSeq, a predicted model, not a curated record
AUGGGAAGGCCCUUGCGAUCCGGUACGACCAGCGGUAUCGCCGAGGCGGAAGCGAAGCGCCAUUGGACCUGGAUUCAUCCGGUUUCAAGCGGAAAAAUGUGGAGGAUUGGGGCACAGCAGCGGGAGAAGAGCAGAGUUGGAGCCGUUGGAAAAUUCGACUCGCCUACGACAUCGACGCGUCGAGAUGACGGUGCACUGCAGAUCGAAAUGCCGGAGAGCGUUCGCAGACGGGAUCCGGAUCCGGCUGCCGCAGACGGCCCACUCGAAGUGACCCGUCAGCUGCGUGAUACCGCUCUGCCGAUGGGUUGGCACGCUACAAGCCGCUGUGAAGCUUGCGCAGUCACCCCAUCGAACUUAGACGUGUCUACGCCUAUUGUUUCGCCCUUUGGCUCUACCCCGUCGGGAGCCGCAAUGGGAGAAAAGUUAAUACCGAUGGAGCAUACGCCGGCGGAUAUGGCUUCCGUGCGCGCGCAAGUCAGCAUCAUCGACAGAUUGGCUCACCAGAAGCGAGUCGAAGCGAACGAGAUCGAGUACUUCCAGCUCGACAACUUGGCCUCGUUGUUGCCUCAGCUGGCCCUACUCUCGCACAUCCGCGUACUUGCGCUCCGAUCCAGAGCCACACAGUCUCCCACCCUGGGUUUCGGCGCUUCCGAUGCGAUCUGGAGCCCUAACCUGAGCCAAGCCGAGGACCCCAUUUUCAAUCGAUUGGGCGGCGCUGGGCCUGCCAUUGCAGGGCUGGUGAGACCGAAUCGAGUAGAGAGCAGCAAGACGCUCCGUGAGCGGCUCAUUUCGUCUGUAUCAUACGGCCCUGCACCUGCCUACGAUGGGCACUGCCAAGUGGGUGCGGAGGAACCAGGCGCGCGCGAUGGGAGAAUGAGGCGCUGCUUUGACAAGCAAGAUCCCAUGUCGCAAGACCUCGCGAUGGAUGCGAGCCAACAUCCAUGCCGCCAGCAUAGCCCUGACGCGCCGCUCGCCAUGACUUGCUUUCAAGUGCCAGCGCUGUGCUCGUCAUCGACCGCCGACAAUGACCUGUCGAGUGCCUCGCGCGCAUAUGGACAAAACACAGCUGGUCUACAACACAGCUGUGAGACCCGUCUAGGUCAGCCUAGUGUCCCCGCCGGGUCGUAUCGCAGACACGUUUUGGGAGGGUGCGGCGGAAAGCGUGGGCGUUUUGGUAGCAUCAGCAUCCUGACGCCGCCACUCUGGUUCCUUCCUUCGGGAACGUAUAUGGACCGCCGCCCGGGUUCGAAUCCGCGCUAUCGCUUCCUGCAUCCACGCAUCCGAACGCCUCUUCAUUUCACCUUCCGCCACCUGCACAGCACGCUAAAAGGAGGCUUCAAUAAGCCCGACCCUAAAGUAGUCGGCCCCCUUCCGAACCGCUCACCAGUCGCUCCAUCCGCCUGUCACCCGCACCUCGAAGGCCCACAUCACGCACUCUUCAAGCCACGUAUCAUCGCCCGUGGCCGAGUAACCACCCCCUGCGUCUGCUGCAGUCGACACAUCUCUCUCAAACCCAUCAGUGAGGUCUUGGUUGCCAUCCCUGUCCAUCCUGACUCGCCUGCCGACCAAAUCAGCGAGCGACCCAUCUCCUCGCACGACUCCAUUCUCCAUCGCCUUGCCACUCGAAUGUCUUCAUCAGCAGCCAUGCUGGCCGCACAGCCCACUCCCACCCGCGCCAUGUGCAUCCCAGCUCCAUCAUCCAGCCUCAAGCCUGCUUUGACCAUCAAGGCAUCUCAGCUUGCCAAGGCCCAUCACCGCGUUCAAGUUCCAAGGAUCAUCAUCACGCCGCCCGAUGAGCCCGCACGCUUCUCGAGUGCACUCCCCGAACAGACAUACGAAAAAUCGGUCCUAUUCGUUCCCGUCAAGACCGAAGAAUUGGGCUGGGAUGAGCACGGCUUGUACUGGAACGGCACCUACGCCUAUCCCGUCCAUCAGAUCUAUGACAAGGAAGGCUCCCCCAUUGGGCGCCGACGCAAAGGUCCGCAGGGCUACCGCUUCGAGGAAUACUACGGCAACAAGAAGCCGCGACGACCCUCGACGAGCUCGCAUACGGAUGACACCGUCGAGGAAGCUAGCGUGCGCCUCGAAGAACCCGCGCCCGCCCGCAUCCAGGGCUACAACAGGGCAAGCACCUCCGGACAGGAUGAGCAAGAGCACAGUGAAAAGCCCGCCGAAUGCGACGAGGAGGAAGCUGCCUCCUCUCCUCCCAGCCCGACACUCUCAGUCGUCUCGGAUUUGACCGAGACUGAAGACUCGAGCUCCGUGUGUGACGACUCGAGCUCUCUCUGGUCACGCAGCGGCGGUGCGUCGGAUGAUGCCGAAAGCGAGUGCACCUCGCCAGGUAUCAUGUCACCGCCCAUGGACGGGGACGAAGACGAGCUCAGUGCCGACGCUCUGAGCAGCAAGCUAUCGGACCUCGCUCCCACCGAGCGUAUCAGCAAGACGACGUGGACAUCGUUGGGCACGCUGCCGUCGUCGACUGUAUCGCCAUCGCGUUCCUCCUCUCUACCCGUGCCUGAGUCGAGCUCGCGCAACAGGCUCGACCUUUCCAAUGAGCAUCGCUCCAGCUCGACGAUGAUCGUCAGCUCGCCCGCAGAGCAGCGUCGACACAGCACGCCUUCGGCAUACUCGUCCAUCAUCCAGGACCUCGUCACAUCGCCCUUUGCCAACCAGUCGGCUUCGCCAUUGCGCUCGGCAACGCUACCUCGCUCUAGAUCGCGAUCCGGCCACGCCGCUUCCAAGCCCAGCUCGGUUCUUCGGCCACCACCGCCAUCAUCAUGGACAUCGUCAGGCGCCACACGCUCAAGCUCGGCAACGCGCUCUUCCAGACGCAGUUUCCCCUCGGCGCCCGAGUCCGACUUUGACGCAGGCUGGAACUUCGAGGCGCAAGGUGCAUCGCUGUCGCACCACUGGGAUCACUCGUUCGCAAACCACUACUAG